AUGGCUCUGUGGUUUCUGUUCUCAUUCCUGGCCUUGACUUUCGGCGAAGCUUCGGCGGAGCGCUUUGAUGAGUACGUCAAAGAUGCCGAGAGGGGGAAAGUGUUCACGGAGAGCGGCAGCGAGUGGUUGCGCGCCGCUGUUAAAAAUGUCGAGGAGCAAAACGAGGACAAAGUUGUGCUGUACCACGUCUUGCCGCUGAACGGCUACCUGAUGGCUUGGCUGGUGCAUGGCAUCACGGCCAACCAGAGCCUGCAGUGGCAGAACACACCGGGCGUUUCUGCUGAGCUGAAGUUCAGUCUCCGCCACUUUAAACCUGGCAUGAGCUUUCCUUCCUUCACACGGCACCUCUGCUGGACUGUUCAUUGGUUGAGUCGCAGGAUUCGUAGGCACCCGAAGUGA
Messenger RNA from Symbiodinium necroappetens, 399 nucleotides. NCBI's taxonomy places the organism in Eukaryota, Dinophyceae, Suessiales, Symbiodiniaceae. The record is from the annotation of a GenBank genome assembly.